AUGGGGGGCAAUCUCUCUUAUGUGAAAACAGGAAUGACGAUCUCUCCUGAGCUGUUCGAGAAGCUCUACCUUACCCCAAAGACCCCUGCAGUUGGAGAUUUCCGAAAGCGUUUCGCGAAUCCUACACCUUUGGGGUUGAUGGGAUUCAUCAUUUCUGCUACGACGUUUGCAGCUAUCAUGAUGGGCUGGGGUGGAUCUACAACACUUGUUGGAGUUGCCGGCAUCUUCUUCUUCACCGGUCCCGUCCUCCUGCUUCUCGCCUUGAUUUUUGAAUGGAUAAUGGGUAACUUCCUAUCCAUGAUGAUAAUGGGUAUGUUUGGCGUCUUCUGGUUGUCCUUCGGCGUCCUCGAAACACCCUCUUGGGCCAUCGCAGCUUCCUACUCCCCCACAGGCGAUGCAGCCGAAGGCGCCGCCUCAAAAGGCUACAACGCCGCCGUCGCACUCUAUCUUCUUGUUUGGGGAUUCUGGUUAUUCACUACGUGGAUUUUCACGCUCAAGACAAACACGGUUUUUGCCGCGAUUUUCUUCUUUGCGUUUAUUAGCAGCUUUCUCUUUUCGGGCGCGUAUUGGAAGGUCAGCACGGGGGACUAUGGUAUGGCAAUGAAGUUGCAGAAGGCUGGCGGGGCAACAUUCUUCAUUCUCGCCCUUCUUGGAUAUUAUAUUACCGUUGUCAUGAUGGCGGCAGAGAUGCGAAUGACGAUCAGCCUUCCUGUUGGAGAUCUGUCGCAUUUCUGGCCCACGCACCCAGGCGACCUUGCCGAUAUGGAGCAGGGCGAGGUCAAGGCGGAGUGA
Messenger RNA from Hyaloscypha bicolor E, 792 nucleotides. RefSeq lists its product as uncharacterized. The transcript is spliced from 5 exons. Gene Ontology annotation, cellular component: plasma membrane. The record is from RefSeq and is a predicted model, not a curated record. Gene Ontology annotation, molecular function: acetate transmembrane transporter activity. NCBI's taxonomy places the organism in Eukaryota, Fungi, Ascomycota, Leotiomycetes, Helotiales, Hyaloscyphaceae. The coding region runs from base 1 to 792 and encodes 263 amino acids.